This is a messenger RNA of Penicillium digitatum Pd1, 1029 nucleotides long. Its product is annotated as Zn(2)-C6 fungal-type DNA-binding domain. Lineage: Eukaryota; Fungi; Ascomycota; Eurotiomycetes; Eurotiales; Aspergillaceae. Gene Ontology annotation, molecular function: DNA-binding transcription factor activity; transcription cis-regulatory region binding. The record is from RefSeq and is a predicted model, not a curated record. Gene Ontology annotation, biological process: positive regulation of transcription by RNA polymerase II. Gene Ontology annotation, cellular component: nucleus.
AUGCGCCAGAGCAUAUCUGAUCUAGUUGGACAAGUACAGAAUAUGAGGGCGGAUGCCGCGCUGGCGACGAAUCUGGCGUUGGCAUUUGCCGAUACUUGGGACCAACACACCCGCACGUGCAUUCCACAUUUGCGAGGCGCAAAAACAUUGGUGUGUCAGGUAAUCGCCGCCGGCAUGCAUGAGGGUGUUACCGAUAAAGAGCUGGAUCGCAUCCGGUUCCUCUAUAAUACCUGGUCCUAUAUGGACGUAAUUGCGCGACUCACUUCUUUGGACGAGUGUGGUCCUCAAAACUGGGAUUCUUCAAUUUUUGAGAUUCCGAGUAAUCUAGUCCAUAAAAUUGAUCCAUUGAUGGGAUGUGCAACUACUCUAUAUCCUCUCAUGAGUCGGGUAGCGGAGCUGAUCCAACAUGUGCGGAAGAGCUCCUCGAACACGGUGUCGGUUGUGGCUCAAGCUGUGGAACUCAAAGCUCUUGUUGAGCGAUGGGAGCCGCCUCAAUGGUUUGAGCCCCCAGCUGAUCCAAACUCCGAGGUACAGCAUAGCAUUCAAGUUGCACAUGCGUAUCGCUGGGCCACCUUGAUGUUCCUGCACCAGGCCGUUCCAGAGAUACCCUCUGAGCCAGCCGACAAAUUAGCAAAGAGGGUCCUGAUCUUGCUUGCCACAGUUCCUUAUACCUCGCGGACUACCAUCAUCCAGUUGUUCCCUCUUCUAGCAGCUGGCUCUGAGGCUGACACUGACGACGAUCGAAAAUGGGUAUUGGAUCGAUGGACCACAAUCCAGUCUCACUUAAUGCUCGGUGGUGUAGACCGCUGUUUGGAGGUAUUGAGGGAAGUCUGGGAGCGCCGCGAUGCAAUUAAUACCAGAAGAGAGCCUGAAAUGGCUAUCUCGCGAAGUACCGAGUCUUUUUCAUCAGGACACCAGGAGAAAAUGAGCUCAUCAUUGCCUAACGAGUUCCGCAAGUACAGUCUCAAUGCUUCCCACGAGGGCCUAAUAGGAAGAAGACCAGUGCAACCUACAUCGACGUUUGCGUGA